Messenger RNA from Phytophthora nicotianae INRA-310, 270 nucleotides. RefSeq lists its product as hypothetical. The record is from RefSeq and is a predicted model, not a curated record. Lineage: Eukaryota; Oomycota; Peronosporomycetes; Peronosporales; Peronosporaceae. The coding region runs from base 1 to 270 and encodes 89 amino acids. The transcript is spliced from 2 exons.
AUGGCGACCUCUCAGCGCGAUCAAGCCAGGAUAGAGCGUGCCACUCGGGAUCGUGUCUCAGCGGCUCGGGACACUAUCGCCCGGCUGGAGAAGCGGAUUAACCAGGUCGAGAAGUCUCAGAAGUCGCUUAAAUACCUCGAGGCCGCGCUCGCAGCACUUCAGCAGGAGAGAGACAGUCUGGCAGUCCAAGGAGAUGAGUUGUUCGGCCAGCUUGGCGAGCGUUUUAUGGAGGUCACUGAUCUACGGGCUGAACGGGACCAGGCGCAGUAG